AUGUCAACACCAACGAUAUCCCAACCCUUUAUAUACCUUCCGCCAACUUCCCAUCUACCGCCCAUCUCCCGUCUCGCAUCGUUUACGGCUACCCAGCUCCUCGAUGCGCUAGCCUACCUUCGCCUUUUAUACAGUCCCGAAGUCCGAGGAUCAAGAAGGAGGCGCAGGGAUAUUAUUCCAAGUCCUCAGUCUCCUUUAACACGAAGCACUACUUUCGACUGCGAAUCCGACACCGAUCUUCUACGCUCGGAUGCUUUCGAGCGUUCAUAUGCUAUCAGAUGGCUUACGGCUCUCAUUUCAAGACAUGAAAUAUGGGAUGCUGAAGAUGAGAUAGAUAAGGAUGAAAGCACACACAAAACUCCAACGAUGAGUAUCACCGAUCCAUCAUCGCUACUUCAUGGAGAGGAGUCUCUGUCGAAAGGAAUCGAGCAAAUAUUGCUAUCGAAAGCUCCUUCAUACUUUCCAAAUCAAGCGGAAAUAGAAAGACUACUUCAAGAAGCUGCCUCUCUUCUGGCUAUAUGCGCAGGAGCUGCAGCUGCAGGGACGUUCACGCGUACUUUUACUUUUGGUUCUGAUCACCCUUCACACGCGACGGUGGAUGGUACGUUUCACCCUGGAAAGGUGGAAGUGCGACUAACUGAUCUCCCCUUGGAAAACGACGAUUACAAAAGUGUGGGAGCACAGACGUGGGGAGGGGCUUGCGUGAUGGCUGAGAUGAUCGCCGAGAAACCAAGUGACUUUGGACUGGUCGCAACAUUAGAGAACCACCAAGAAGUAUGUCAAGAAUGUCAAGGUUCCUGUAUGGGACCUUCCACACAAGAGUUCCGCGUCUUGGAACUAGGUGCAGGGACCGGUCUAGUUAGCCUCACUAUCGCCAAAGUGAUAGAAAAUUUACGCAAUGUGGCGAUGCCUUGCGGCGGGUUUCUUGGACAGAGGAAGAAUACUAUCAUUGCCAGCGAUUUUUUCCCGUCCGUUCUGGCCAAUCUGCAUUCGAAUAUUCUUACCAAUUUUCCCUCUUCUGACAAUGAUCCUCGAAAUUCAUCAUCCCCAGCGAUAUCUAUAACCAGCCGUUUCCUUGACUGGUCUGAAUUUUUCAAGGCCACUUCAAAUUCGUGCAACCCUACUGGCUUUGGGUCUGUGCACCAACUAGAAGAUAUCCUAGACCGCCCCUUCGAUCUCAUUCUCGGCGCUGACAUUAUUUACGAAUCCCAGCAUGCGACAUGGAUAAAAACAUGCGUUGAGACGCUCCUUAGGCGACCAGAACAUUAUGUAACCUCUAAACAUUCCAUGGAUUUGGCUUCUCAAGUUAUGGAUGAACCUCUAGAAAGCGGGAAGUACAUGAAUGCUAAUCCCGCUAUAUUUCACUUGAUCAUACCUCUUCGUCCGACGCACACGAUGGAAUCCAACACAAUAGAGAAGGUUUUCAGGUUUUCACCAUCUUUCGGCAUCAACGAUAAGAAGAUCAACGUAUCGUGCCAAAGCACUGCACCAUUUCUUAAAACUUCCUCUUCGCCGACCUAUAUUGCCUCUCCACAUGAACCGGAGCUUGUUGUGCUCUCAAAGCAGACAUUUUUCUGCGAAGCUAGCACCCGAGAAGUCAGUACCACCAGCGAUGAAGUCGAAUAUGUGUACUACAAAAUCGGGUGGGAUCAAGAAGAUGUUUAG
Serpula lacrymans var. lacrymans S7.9 is the source of this 1665-nucleotide messenger RNA. RefSeq lists its product as uncharacterized. The coding region runs from base 1 to 1665 and encodes 554 amino acids. The record is from RefSeq and is a predicted model, not a curated record. The transcript is spliced from 2 exons. Lineage: Eukaryota; Fungi; Basidiomycota; Agaricomycetes; Boletales; Serpulaceae.